AUGUCUCCAUCACCCAAAUUUCACCCAACAAAAGCUUUAGCUCAGGCUCUUGAUGAAGCCACAGCUAGAAAGCCAACAAAUCCUCCAAGAAACCUUGAAACACUGACUCUAGGCUGUAAAGUCAGCUUCGUGUUGCUAUUUCCUCGCUACGAUCUCGUCAACGCUGACAUUGAAAGCACAGCUAAGGAUAUCGUUCGUGACGCUCUCGUAAAUACGACCUUCCAGGACACCGAAUGUGCUUAUUGCAGCGGACCACAUGAGUAUAAGCUUCCUGUAUCAACACAAGAUCGAGGCGACAAGUCACGAAACAGGUACUGGCAGAUAGAUAUUGACCCUGAUGCUCACCUCCAUGACGAUGAAUUUGAGGCUCUGACAGAAAGAUACUAUGUUGUCGGUCUCCAGGCCGUCAGUCGUAUCUUCAAGUUUCACAACAAAACCAACUGUCCUGGAGACAAGUUCGCAAGCCCCAUCGACGGAAAUUGGAUCUAUCACAACCACCACGAAAGACGUGCUCAGCACCACUGGUCUGUCGAAUUGAAAGCUGUGAACGAUGCACUAAAGACGCUAGCCAAGAAGCCGAACUACAGAGUCCUAACCAAUGAGUUUACAAACUUCAAAGUUUACGUCGGAAACAAUCAUCACGGUGUUCACAUGGAUGUUGCCAGAAGCCUGAUGGCCAUCUUCACUGCCUUCGAAAGACAACUCGAUGCUAUCAACAUGACACCAAGAAUUGGCGGUGGUGUGAGAGGCGAGCCAGCCCCGAUGGCUAGCAAGCCCAAGCUCUAUGGAUACGUCUCGGAUGACAAGAACACCAUACAAGAGGAGGCCGGAGAGGCGUGCAAGCCUAUGUCAAGCAUCAACAUGGCUUAUCUGAAGCUCCAGAAAAUCACCACCGGCUACGACGUCAGGACUUUCUUGCGACUCUAUCUUAAGGGAGAGCUCAAUAGGAUCCAGCUGCAGAAGAUCAUUGACAACGAGCUUAUCUCACACCAAAACACUGCCCUGGAUGUCUCUCGCGUUUGGGACGAGAAUCUCAUCGCAUACAAUCCCGAGUACGUCAGUCACUGUAUGAAAAAGCCCACAAUAGUGUUUCGUUCCCACGCUAGUACUCUCGACCCCAACGAACAGGUGGCUUGGAUAGACUUAUGCUGCAUCCUUACCGAGCUUUGUUAUGAGAAAGAUCUUCAUCACAUCCAUAACUGGACGAGGAAGCGUUGGGAUCAACCUCACAACCAGUACACCAUUCUCUCAAUUUUGCAUCAUGUCGGUGGCUACCACAAAGAUACCUUCGCUCACUACAAAAAUGUCUCCGUGCCCGUCAAAGACCUCAAGUCCACGAUUGAGCAACCGCAUAUAUCAAAUAUCGCGGCUGAGCUGCAAGCCGAAUGUGCUCAUUUCGAUCCUUUGAAAGAGAGCAGGGUGCCUGCAACCUUGAUCCUCAACAACGCCGACUACAGAAGGGCAGCGAACGUGAGAGACAAGGUCAGGCACAAGUUUGAUCUCGGCCUCUACGGUAAGUUUCCCAUGAAUACUGUGAUCGAGUACGUUCGAGACCAUCAUGAGAAGAAGGCGUUCUUCACAAGUGAUUGGAGAGAUCUCAUCCUUCAUACGACGUAG
Aureobasidium melanogenum CBS 110374 is the source of this 1617-nucleotide messenger RNA. RefSeq lists its product as uncharacterized. Lineage: Eukaryota; Fungi; Ascomycota; Dothideomycetes; Dothideales; Saccotheciaceae. The transcript has a single exon. The coding region runs from base 1 to 1617 and encodes 538 amino acids. The record is from RefSeq and is a predicted model, not a curated record.